This is a messenger RNA of Conger conger (European conger), 1071 nucleotides long. RefSeq lists its product as uncharacterized. The record is from RefSeq and is a predicted model, not a curated record. Gene Ontology annotation, cellular component: cytoplasm. NCBI's taxonomy places the organism in Eukaryota, Metazoa, Chordata, Actinopteri, Anguilliformes, Congridae. The transcript has 5 exons. The coding region runs from base 166 to 1071 and encodes 301 amino acids.
AAGUAUCUGUUUGCCUUGCCAGGAGGCGUGGACUUCAGGUUGCCCUGCUUCUUUCCUGCCAAGCCCGCCAGCCGCAGUGACAUACGAAGCAGACCUCGUGGGCUAACAACACGGACGUUUCUGAAAGGCACACACACACACCGGGACGACACGACAAGCCCCAGCAUGGGAAGCAACUGGGCACAGAACGUCCUGCAGAGCAGCUCAGAGCCUGAGGACGGUCACACAGACACCAUGCACCACAAGAUCUCUCGUGAGGAAGAGGAGCAGAUCUGCGGGAUGGCGCCGAGCGGUCUGGGGGAGGACAGCGUGGGGGCCCCUGACCGUGACCCUGUGGAGAACGUCCUGCAGAGCAGCUCAGAGCCUGAGGACGGUCUGGGGGAGGACAGCGUGGGGGCCCCUGACCGUGACCCUGUGGAGGUGCCCGACGCGUCGGGCCUUCGCCGUCGCCAGAACUUCCUGCCGGAGAACUCAGAGCCUGAGGAAGGUCACACGUACGUCAUGUACCACGGGACCUCUCGUGAGGCAGCGGAGCAGAUGAAGGCCCACGGUUUCCGCCAGUCCAGCGACGGGAUGCUGGGACGGGGCGUCUACGUCAGCCGCGACGUGGAGAAGGCUAGGGUGUACCCCUGGGGGCUCCCCGCGGACCAGCGCGUGGUGCUGAAGCUCCGGGUCAACGUGGGCAGUGUGAAGAGGAUCGAUCGCCAAGGGCACCCGCUGCAGAAGACCUGGCACGACGCUGGGUCUACCGUAGAGGCCGCCGAGGCCGUCGCCGGGGCCUUCAUGGCCGCCGUUGGGGCCGCCGCAGAGGCCGCCACCGGGGCUGCCGUUGGGGCCGCCGCAGGGGCCUUCAGGGCCGCCGUUGGGGCUGCUGCUGGGGCCACCGAGGCCGCCGCCGGGGCCGUUGGGGCCGCCACCGGGGCCGUUGGGGCCGCCGGGCCUUCAGGGCCGCCGCUGGGGUCUUUGGGGCCGCCGCUGGGGCUGCCGCCGGGGCUGUUGGGGCCGCCGUUGGUGCCGUUGGGGCGGCCGCUGGGGCCGCCGUUGGGGCUGAGCCUGAGCGUGUGGAGGUGA